Molecule: messenger RNA, 2336 nt
Organism: Erythranthe guttata (spotted monkey flower)
Lineage: Eukaryota; Viridiplantae; Streptophyta; Magnoliopsida; Lamiales; Phrymaceae
Source: RefSeq, a predicted model, not a curated record
UAUAGAUUGAUAAUAAGAUUCCGGUAUAGAAAUUAUACUACGAUGUAGUAAUUUCAGUGUCAAAUCUAUGCUACACAUGGUGAAAAUCCUAUUGUCGUUCUAUAAAAAAACAGAUGCAUAACACACAUAAUUACCUCUCAAAUUUCUAAAAUACCACAUUAAUUCAAUGAUAUUCACAAGCAACAAACUAAGAAUAAAGUGACCCAAAAAAUUUCUAAUUUGGAAAUUGUUUGGUACAUACCAAGACUAAAGCAUCUGUCGAAUACCAAAUUAAUGUCGGUUUUUGCAUGUCUAUAUAAACACAUACCACAUUUUUUUUUAUUCAAUUGCAGGAAAAAAAAAGUUAUCAAAUGGAUUUUGUUACACUUUUGCUACUUUUUUUAUCGUUGGCAUUUUCUCAUGUCUUGGUAACAAAACUUCGGAACACAAAGCUUCCACCGGGACCCUUUCCUCUUCCUAUCAUAGGCAACACUCUUCACCUCGGGCGAAACAGGGCCCACCGCUCUUUAGCGAAGCUAUCCAAGACUUAUGGCCCUUUAAUGUACCUCAAACUCGGAACCAUACAAACAAUCGUGGCAUCUUCGCCCGAAAUGGCAAGAGAAAUUUUACAGAAGCACGAUCAAGUCUGUUCCAACCGGACGGUAUCUCUUGCGGCCCAAGCAACGAACCACCACAACGGAUCCAUAGCCUACCUGCCAGCUGGAAGCAAGUGGCGUAUAUUUCGUCAGAUAUGCAAAGAGCAUCUUUUUACGGCGCAUAAGCUCCAAUCGAGUGAAGCCCUUCGUCAAGAAAAGCUGCAGCAGUUGCGUGACUACUUGCACGAAUGCUGCGGUAGCGGACGGAUUGUCGAUAUCGGGGAGGUUGCAUUUGUGACCUCCCUUAAUCUAAUUUCAACAACUCUCUUUUCUCCUGAUUUUUCUCACUUUGGUUUCGAUUCUGUUCAAGAAAUGAAAGGAACUAUUAGGGGCCUCAUGAAUGUCUUAGGCACCCCUAAUCUUGCUGAUUACUUCCCGGUUCUUAAGUUGAUAGAUCCACAAGGCAUUAAGCGCAAGGCAGAGGGUUACUUUGGGAAGUUGCUGGCGAUGUUCGAUGAAAUAAUUAGUGAAAGGAUGCAAUCGAGGUGCAUGCCAUCCUCCCUCGAUUAUCCUAAGAAAAACGAUUUACUUGAAGUAAUCAUCGAUCUCAACCUAGAAAGUGAUUAUGACUUGAGCUUGGAGGACAUAAAGCACUUUCUUUUGGUGAGUGUGUUUUCGUUUUCUCCAUGGAUUUAUGAUGAAUCGAGCUCAAAUACCACGGAAUGGGCAAUGGCGGAACUACUACGCAACCCUAAAAUAAUGUCGAAGGCUAAAGAUGAGCUGAAGACCGUUAUCGGAGAGAAUAAACAAGUUGGAGAAUCCGAUAUCUCAAAACUCCCGUACUUAUGUGCGAUGAUUAAAGAGGCCUUUCGAUGUUACCCUGGGGGCCCGGUUUUAAUCCCUCACAAGGCCGAUACAAAUGUGGAAAUCAACGGCUAUAUGGUCCCCAAAGAUUCACAGAUACUUGUUAACGUAUGGGCAAUGGGAAGAGACUCGAGUAUAUGGUCAAAUGCAGAUAUGUUUGAGCCUGAAAGAUUUUUAGACAACGAAAUCGAAUAUAGAGGCCAUGAUUUUGAGUUCAUUCCCUUCGGUUCGGGAAGGAGAAUAUGCCCCGGGAUGCCAUUGGCUCGUAUUAUGGUGCAUCUCAUGGUGGCGUCUUUGAUUCAUAACUUUGAGUGGAAACUCGAGCCGGGGAUGAAACCCGAGGAAAUCGACAUGAAUGAUGUGUUGGGGCUUUCUCUUCAGAAGGCUGUGCCCCUUGAGGCUUUUCCUAUCAAGUCUUGAAUCUUGAAAAUGUACCUAUAUUGAACCUUCAAUUGCCUAAAGCCGCUACCGCAAUAUCUAAUUAUUAUACUUAAUUUUUGGGCCAAGCUUAAUCCCAAGAUGAAGAAAGAAGUGGAAUCCCAACUUCACAAAGUCCAAGUUCCGAUGAUUCGAAAUUUUUCGAGUUUGGAAUAAAUAUCUUUAUUCUGAUAUCAAAUAUUUCGAUUUCCGAUUUUUUUUUUUCUCGAAAUUGUUUGGGUUGGAAUUCAAAUUAUAUACAAUCUUUUCGAUCCGAUUUUAGUACCCAAAAUAAUUCUGAUAAACCCGGAUUUUUCUGAAAUGUUUUAUUCAAUAAUUGUUUAUGUAUAAAAAUAUAUUACACAUUGUAUACUUUAAUAACCGUGACAAGGUUGGCUUUUAUUUAACUCAUUCAGUAAGACACAAUUUUAGUUUGUGAUUAUUUUUAAAAUUUUAAAAAAUUCCAAUUAAAUUUAUGGA